AUGUCUAUUUUAGCUUAUAAUGGAGGCGCGGUGGUUGCCAUGAAAGGCCAAGAUUGUGUGGCCAUAGCCACCGACAAACGGUAUGGUAUACAGGCGCAAACUAUAUCCACUAAUUUCCCGAAAGUCUAUCGGAUGGGGCCCACGCUAUAUGUUGGCCUUCCUGGCCUCGCGUCCGACACACAAACCGUUUUUCAGAGGCUUAAAUUCAGAAUGAAUUUAUAUGAAUUAAAAGAGAAUAGAAUUAUGAGACCGAAAACAUUUUCCGCUAUGUUAUCCAACCUGCUAUAUGAAAAGCGUUUUGGACCUUACUUUAUAGAGCCAGUCAUUGCCGGUUUGGACCCUAUUGAUAAUCAACCUUAUGUGUGUAACAUGGACUUGAUUGGGUGUCCGAAUGAACCUGAAGAUUUUGUAGCGCUGGUGAAUGCUGCUGAUCGUGAUGCAAUCUCUGGGUGGGGUGCAGUUGUGUACAUCAUUGAAAAGGACAAGAUUACUGAGAAACAUGUAAAGACGAGGAUGGAC
Messenger RNA from Iphiclides podalirius (scarce swallowtail), 519 nucleotides. The record is from the annotation of a GenBank genome assembly. NCBI's taxonomy places the organism in Eukaryota, Metazoa, Arthropoda, Insecta, Lepidoptera, Papilionidae.